AUGGGACUACAUCUGAUGCAAAGGAAAUAUAUACUUGAUUUGCUGGCUAAAACUAAGAUGCUUGGUGCGAAACCGGUUCCAACGCCGAUGGCCUCGUCCUCUCAGCUCACGAUCAACUCCGGCAUACCUCUUACUGAUGCAAAAGAAUAUCAUAUGGCUAUUGGGAGUCUCCAAUAUCUUGCGAUGACCACACCUGACAUUGCCUUUCUGGUCAAUCGUCUUUCCCAGUUUAUGCACAAACCGACAGAUGCACACUGGCAAGCCGUGAAGCGGGUGUUACGUUAUCUUGCGGGAACUACAUCUCUCGGUAUUUUUCUCCGCCGUGAUGCUCCUCUCACUGUACACGCCUUCUCCGAUGCAGACUGGGGUCGGGACAAGGCUACCUAUGUUUCGACGAAUGCAUAUCUCAUCUACUUUGGUGGUAGUCUCGUUUCCUGGUCGUCAAAGAAACAGAGGAGUGUUUCGUGUUCAUCUAGAGAGGCUGAGUAUCGGGCUGUUGCCAACACUGCUUCUGAACUACGAUGGAUCUGUUCUAUUCUCCAUGAGUUGGGUGUCACUCUUCCUACAGCUUCGGAACACAUUCAGUCUGGGGUACUUCAAGUCGCACAAAUCUCCGGGGAUGACCAACUUGCUGACGCUCUCACAAAACCGCUACCGCCACCACGCUUUACUGAGUUGAAUUUCAAGAUUGGAGUCAAGAAGUUACCUCCAUCUUGA
Molecule: messenger RNA, 717 nt
Organism: Camelina sativa (false flax)
Lineage: Eukaryota; Viridiplantae; Streptophyta; Magnoliopsida; Brassicales; Brassicaceae
Source: RefSeq, a predicted model, not a curated record